This is a messenger RNA of Geodia barretti, 426 nucleotides long. The record is from the annotation of a GenBank genome assembly. Lineage: Eukaryota; Metazoa; Porifera; Demospongiae; Tetractinellida; Geodiidae.
GGCUGCAGGUACAUCUUGCACCGUGUGGCGGAGGAUUUCGGAGUGAUAGUGACACUGGACCCCAAACCCAUGCCGGAGACUGGAACGGGGCUGGAGGCCACUGCAACUUCAGCACCUCCAGAAUUGGCUAGGAUGGCUCGUGCAGAUAUGGUCAUUGUGUGCUCGCUCCCGCUCACCAAAAAUACAUUCGCCUACUAUAAUUAUACUGGUCGAGGCUACCUUGAGGACAGACGGCCGUCCAGUAACAGUGAUCCCUACCUGGUGUGUGAGGCUCUGGUCCGUACUGCAGUCCUGGAUGACUGGACUGACUUUGACUGGACUAACUAGCUACCACUGAUUGUACACCAACUGAAAUCUCUGGUUUACUUUUUCACCAUUAGUUCUUUACGUCGUUGCAGUGGCAAGUAGCUAAUGACAUAAUAGCAC